AUGUCGAUGCUGCUGCCACCUUCUCAGUUGCAUGCGCUCGGCAUCCGAUUCCUCCCCCUCCUCCUCCUCCUCCUUCCGCUGUUGUUGUUGCUGCAUUGUUGCUGCUUCCCAACCCUUCUUUUCAUUGGAUUCCCAUUCUUACUACUGCCAACAAGAAGAUGCCCAGCAUUGCCACCUCUAGAAGAGUUUAGGUUCCGCUUCUUGUUCUUCUUGCCCUGUUUUUUCUUCUUCAUCUUCUUUCGGUUGAGUUUUGCUGCUUUCUUUUCCCUUUUGUUGUUUUCUGUUUGUGUUUGUUUGUUAUCCGUGAUGAGUUCCUCUGAUGCUGCUGGAUUGAGAUCACCUGGAAAAUUUGGAAGAAAUGGGAAUGAAAUCGGGGUGAAAUGGAAUGGGGAUAAGAACUUAAUUGGAUCUUCUGUUGUUGCUGCUGCUGGUGGUGGGGGAAAAGAUGAGGCGUUCCACAAUUGCAAUAACCAUUGUGUAAAUAAUGAGCCUCCUGACUCUGAGCUCUAUUUGGAGAAAGACCCUAAGGGUCGCUACAUUCGGUGCAAUGAGGUAUUGGGCAAGGGGGCGUUCAAGACCGUCUAUAGGGCAUUUGACCAAUUAGACGGCAUAGAAGUUGCAUGGAACCGAAUUAAGAUUGCAGAUGUCUUACGAUCACCAGAAGAUUUGGAAAAACUCUAUUCAGAGGUUCAUCUACUCAGGCAAUUGAAACAUGAAAACAUUAUGAAAUUCUAUGACUCGUGGAUUGAUGAUAAGAAGAAGACCAUAAACAUGAUCACUGAGCUCUUCACCUCUGGGAGCUUGAGACAGUACCGUAAGAGGCAUAGAAAUGUCGAUAUGAAAGCUAUAAAGCUUUGGGCAAGGCAGAUUCUUAAAGGUUUAGAGUAUCUUCACAGUCAGAAUCCACCUGUCAUUCAUCGAGAUUUGAAAUGUGAUAACAUCUUCAUAAAUGGGAACCACGGUGAAGUCAAAAUUGGAGAUCUAGGGUUGGCAACUGUUAUGCAGCAGUCGACUGCCAAGAGUGUUAUCGGAACCCCUGAAUUCAUGGCCCCGGAGCUAUAUGAAGAGCAAUACAACGAAUUAGUCGAUAUUUAUUCAUUCGGUAUGUGUAUGUUGGAAAUGGUUACUUUGGAGUAUCCUUACUCGGAGUGUAAAAAUCCUGCUCAAAUUUUUAAAAGAGUGACCUCUGGAGUUAAGCCUGCUUCUCUAGGCAAGGUGACUGAUUCAAAAGUGAAAGAUUUCAUCGAGAAAUGCUUGCGUCCCGUGUCUGAGAGGAUGCCCGCGAAGGAGCUUCUUAAAGAUCCGUUUCUUCAAGCUGAAAACCUAAAAGAGCCGCUUCACCGGGAUCCAGUGAAGUCGAUGAUGGACCAAAUUCCUAAACCUUCAUUAGGAUUAUUGAAAUCUGAGCCUCACUCCAUGGAUAUAGAUGUUGAAUAUACUCAGUCUUUGUGUAUAAACUCCAAUUCUGGUAGUCCAUGCAAUCCAAUUCUGGAAUUCCAGCGCACGCAUCAGAACAAGGAAUUCAGAUUAAAGGGUAAGAAAAAUGACGAUCAUUCCAUUUCGCUGACCUUGCGAAUUGCUGAUCUACAUGGCCCCGUGAAAAACAUACACUUUCUAUUCUACCUCGAUAGUGACACUGCACUGUCAGUUGCGGGGGAGAUGGUAGAACAGCUGUCAUUGGCAGAUCACGAUGUGGCUUUCAUUGCAGACUUCAUCGAUUACCUGAUUAUGAGAAUGUUGCCCGGAUGGAACCCUUCUUCUUCAGGAGAUAAUUCUUCAAGUUGGGGUGGAACAAGCAUAAAUGAAGGGAGCAGUGUUCCGUCAACCGGCCUAACCCUUAAUGCUACAACUACUAGUAUUACGGUGACUCCGUGGUUUACCCCAGGCGGGGGUUCCCCUGUGAAGUUAGCUGCUCUCAAGCUAGAUAAUCAUGUUGUGGUCUCAGCGCCUGAUAAAGCAAAUAACUUGUCAGAAAAAUCUGGCCAUGCAACUCCUCAUGUAGCAUUUCAUAUUCCUCAUGACGAGGAAGAAUCUCAAGGGUCAGUGGACUUUGAAGUCAUGGGCGAAGGCGGUGCCUUGAUAAUUAGAAACAGAAAUUGUUCGGGAUCUCUUGAUUAUGUCAAUAAUAAUGAGUUUCUUAAAGAUCACAGCACACAAGUAACCGAAAUGGAGAUUAGGGAUUUCCAUUAUGACGAGUGUAAGGUGCCAGAAAAUGAUUGGGGCGAAUUCAGAAAGAGUCCUGCAAUGAGUUUUACGGAUAAAGUUACAAACUUAGCAAGCUGUUGCUUUUCAUCUUCCUCUCAGGCAGCGGAGAAAAGCCAUCAAGAAACGGAGCUGAUGAAGACCGAGUUGGAUGCAAUUGAUAUGCAGUAUCAGCAGUGGAUACAGGAGCUAUCUAGGAUGAGGGAGGAAGCCAUAGAAGCUACUAAGAAGAGAUGGAUGACAAAAAAGAACUAG
This is a messenger RNA of Oldenlandia corymbosa var. corymbosa, 2457 nucleotides long. The record is from the annotation of a GenBank genome assembly. Lineage: Eukaryota; Viridiplantae; Streptophyta; Magnoliopsida; Gentianales; Rubiaceae.